UCUCGCUUUUGCCGUUUUCUCUAAACUCUCUCUACCCAUUCUGAAAACUUCACCACAGAGGUACAAAGGAAACCGAUCUGGAAGAAAGCAAACAACACUAUACAUCCAACAAAAACUACCACAUUUGUAAGGACAAAACAUCUGGCUUUUUAUAUAUAGGAUAGGAAGUCGCUGCAGAAGGUAUCAUGGCACUAAAUGUAAAUGAUCCACUUGCACUAUUAAGAGCGAAACUGGAAAGGGUGCGGCUUGAGACUCCCGAAAUUCCUGUGGCCAAUCUGGGACUUUUUAAAGACGUUCCAGAUUUAAGGGAACUUUUGGAUGAAGAAAAGAAGGAUUUUAGGGAUGAUGAAUACCUGGAACAAGAGGGAUUUUACAUCGACAAGUCAGAUUUGGACUUUCUGGCCAAGUUUGGUAGAGUAGUUAUGCCUAUGUUGUCUCAUGGCUUUGACACUUGUGGAAUAGUAGGCUUAUUUAUACUAGCUUACAAUCUUAGGGUGCCCAACACAGUAGGAGAAGGGAUGGUUUUCGAACAUAUAAACCCACAUCACGCAAUUUAUGAUUUUGCCGGAGAAAUUGUCCCAAAUGUUCAAUAUUCAGGAAGAGCACCACCAGCUGCCUAUGAGCCUACUAUAGAUCCAGUGAAGGAGGCAAUAUUCUACUGCUAUAUUGCUGCUAGUACACUAAGAUUGUUCUCUAAAUCAGUAGAGAAUUAUGUGCAUGCUUGGGACAACAUAGUGAACAAGUUCAGCAGCUUCUAUGGAUUCGUACCCCCUCGGGCUAUAAUGCCUCCAACUAUUCAAUCCUUGACUGGUCUACAAACAGCAUUUUCCGCAGACACUCGUAUGAGAAUGACAUUAUACAAAAUCCUCUAUCAUGCAAAGAGAGAUCAAAGCUUGGAUGGGCUGAGGAGGUUCUUAUAUGAGAUGCAUCUGACGAAUACAGGAGUCCAUGCGGUAGGGAUUUUUGCCAACUUAGUCAGUAUCCUGAACAUGGAAAGCGGAUAUAUUCUAAAGACAAUGCAUACUGCCAUGUUUGAGAGACAGUUUGAAGCUUUAAAGCGUAUGACCAGAAUGGCGACGUCUACUGAGCCCCAUUAUACAAAAAAGAUGUGGAGAUUCGGAAGAAUAUUCGACCACAACUUCAUGUCAAGCUUACAGACAAAAGCUUGCCCAAAGUUUGUCUACAUCUUGGCCAGUAUGUUGAAACAAGAGGAUCCAGCCAAAUUUCAGAACAUAACCCGAAUUUUUCAUUUCAAUCAUCUGAGUGAGGAUGCAAAGAUGAGAUGCGAAACAGUAGCAAAAGCACUACUGAAACAAAUCCGUGAAGGCCAACCCCAAGUGCCCCCGACAGAGAUGUAAAUCAUGGUAAUUUUGAGUACAAACAAGGAGGAUUUUAAAUACUAAUUUUAUUAAAACAAUUCUAAAUUUAUAUUU
Messenger RNA from Ipomoea triloba (trilobed morning glory), 1433 nucleotides. RefSeq lists its product as uncharacterized. The record is from RefSeq and is a predicted model, not a curated record. NCBI's taxonomy places the organism in Eukaryota, Viridiplantae, Streptophyta, Magnoliopsida, Solanales, Convolvulaceae. Bases 186 to 1358 code for a protein of 390 amino acids. The transcript has 2 exons.